Messenger RNA from Chlorocebus sabaeus (green monkey), 2081 nucleotides. NCBI's taxonomy places the organism in Eukaryota, Metazoa, Chordata, Mammalia, Primates, Cercopithecidae. The record is from RefSeq and is a predicted model, not a curated record.
GAGGGACUUGAGGGGGUGUGUCUGCAGCACUAUCGAGGUUUAGCACUAAGAUACGGCCCCAGAACUGCCACUCAAAUAAUUCCCUAGGAGUGGAGGGUGGUACCUGGUUGUCUAGUAACCUCCAGGGCUUUGAGCUAACAGCUAGGGAGGUAACCCAAGCCGGAGGGGCCAUUCCAGAGAGACAGCUGCGGAGAAGACCCAAGGAGCUCUAUGUCUUCCCCCAACCCUGAGGAUGUGCCCCAGAGGCCAGAGCCUGAGCCUUCAAGCUCCAAUAAGACAAAGAAGAAAAGAAAGUGGCUGCGGCAAGAAGCCAGCAUCCAAGCCCUCACCAGGGCUGGCCACGGGGCCCUUCAGGCUGGCCGGAACCAUGAAGCCUUGAACAACUUCCAGAGGGCCUUCCUUCUGGCCUCUAAGACCCCACAAACCGGGGACACCUUGGUGCUCCGGGCCUGCGCCUUCAACCUGGGGGCUGCCUAUGUGGAGACUGGGGACCCAGCCAGAGGCCUUGAGCUGCUCCUGCGAGCCCACCCUGAAGAGAAGGCACAGGGCAGGCGUCAUGGAGACCAGUGUUUCAAUGUGGCUUUGGCCUACCAUGCCCUUGGCGAGCUGCCUCAAGCUUUGGCCUGGUACCACAGGGCCCUGGGCCACUACCAGCCACAGGGUGACCAGGGAGAAGCCUGGGCAAAAAUGGGAGCCUGCUACCAGGCUCUGGGACAGCCUGAGCUAGCAGCCGACUGCCUGCGGGAAGCAAGCCGGGCCUAUGUCCAAGAGAGGCAGCUGCAGGCCGCAGCCCUGGCACUGGGGGCUGCGGCAGGAUGUAUGCUGAAGAGUGGGCGGCAUCGGGUAGGGGAAGUUGUGCAGGUGCUGGAGAAAAGCCGGAGGCUUGCCGAGAGGAGCACUGAGAGGGGACUGCUGGGGCACCUCUAUAAUGAUCUAGGCCUGGGCUACUCCCAGCUCCGGCUGUUUCCGCUGGCUGUGGAGGCCUUCCUGCAGGCCCUUCCUCUGUGCUGGGUGCCAGGAGAGCAGGCCACAGUGCUAAGAAACCUUGGGAUGGCCCACAACGCCCUUGGCAACUAUCAAGAAGCUCAGGAGUUUCACCAGAAGGCUGCUGACCUGCAUGGCUCUGUGGGGCAGCGGUGGGAGCAGGGCCGGAGCUUUGGCAGCCUGGCCUUUGCGUUGAGCCAGCUGGGGGACCACAAGGCUGCCAGAGACAACUACCUGCAUGCCCUGCAGGCUGCCCGCGACUCUGGGGACAUGAAGGGACAGUGGCAGGCCUGUGAGGGUCUGGGGGCUGCUGCAACCAGGCUGGGGCAGUAUGACCAGGCCUUGAAGUACUAUAAGGAAGCACUGGCCCAGUGUCAGGAGCCAGAUUCUGUGCGAGAACGGCUGGUGGCCAAGCUGGCAGACACCGUGAGGACGCACUUGGCCCAGACCUCGGCUCCAGGAAGACUCCAGGCUCCAGGUGGGGCCAGCCAGGUGGAGGGGACCCCAGCAAAGGCAGGAAGCAGUGCAGCAGGUGCCCAGCACAGAUCUUCCAGCGGGUGGGAAGAUGAAGAGUUUGAGGAGGGCCACCAGGAGAAAAAAGAGGAGAGGUCGGCAAACGUUCCCAUGAGGGCUGGGCCGGGGAGACUGGAGCGUCCAGGACCCAGGGCCCAUUUUCCAUUUGUAGGUCGAGGCCCUCCCAGAGCGGAGUACCCUAGCAUCCUGGUACCCAAUGGCCCUCAAGUCAAUAGCAAUGUGAACAACUCUCACCCAGCUCUGGAAGCCCGGGGUAUGCCCUGCUUCCUGAAUGGCCUGAUGAUAGGCCUCAGUGAAAGACAGGGUGCUGCAGGAUGGGGGGAUAUGAAGCUUAAGCCAACUCCCUCCUUCUCUGGAGCCCACCAGCAGAGGUCAUCCAAGUGGCCCAGGGAAAGCCUCAGCAGGAGCUGCCAGAGGAGACCCAUGGAGUCGGGCAUCUGCACUAUCGUGUGACCUCCCCCUGCCGGCCGCAGCCCUCAUCGCUGAAGCACCUGCCCAACAUGCACAUGCUAGGGGGUCCUGGGGACCAAGCCUCUUCCCAGUUGCUCAGCCCUGCAGGGGCG